Messenger RNA from Ictalurus furcatus (blue catfish), 9775 nucleotides. RefSeq lists its product as uncharacterized. Gene Ontology annotation, biological process: regulation of apoptotic process. Bases 451 to 7932 code for a protein of 2493 amino acids. The record is from RefSeq and is a predicted model, not a curated record. The transcript has 20 exons. NCBI's taxonomy places the organism in Eukaryota, Metazoa, Chordata, Actinopteri, Siluriformes, Ictaluridae.
CGCCCCCACACUCCAGUCCAGUAGGUGGCGGUAAUGCACCUUUAACUGGUUUGCCAACCGCCAUUAAAACAAAAAGAAGAAGAAGCAGUAGAAGCAGAAGAAGAAGAAGAAGCAGAAGAAGAAGAAGAAGCAGAAGAAGAAGAAGAAGAAGAAGAAGAAGAAGACUUUAUAAAGUUCAGGAAAUCGUUGUUGUUUCACUGUGAUUACUGCUGAGUUCAGUCUGGUGUGAAUCCUACAUUUUUAAAUUCUCAUGAGGUGUCUGGUGAACUUCACCGCGUGUACUUCCGGAUAUCUAGAAGACCUGCCUUAAACAUAUUAAUGUACAUAUUUCUGUGUAGAAGGUUAAAGUAACUGAACAAAACCCAGCUUUACACUGUAAACUUCAUUCUGUGUGUGAGCGGACACUGUAAAUGGAGAGGCAUAUGAAGCUGAAGAGCUGACAGCAUCAAUAUGGCCUCUUCACAUCAAUCUGCCAGAGAGUAUAUUAGAGAUGCUUGUGAAAACCUGGUGGGACGGCUACAAAACCUUCCUCUUAUUGUUGAAAAACUUCACCAGCAGAAUGUUUUAAAUGGUAAUGAAGUUGGUGAUCUUGAGGAUGAACCUGAAAACUGCAGAAAAACCAGGAAGAUACUGGACUGGGUCAUAAACAAGGGUGAGGAGGCCUGCUAUAAAUUUCUCAGAAUACUGGAUUGUGAGAGGAAAUCAGUCUUGCCAAAGCCGGAUUCGUCUAGCCUGACUCCUGAUUUACAUACAUGGAUCUGCUUGUUCUCCUUUAGAGAUGAGCCUGAAGAUGAUUAUACUCAAGGACCCAGCUCAUGUCAUCAGCUGCAGAAGAUUUUGAAGACAAGGACAAAAGAAAGUCUAGGUGAACAGUGGAGGCAGAGCCAGCAAUUCUAUGGAGGAAAAGUACAAGAAAACUUCACCUUUAUUCCUCUGGUGUUGGAUACAGACACAGAAAAGAAUACACCCCAUAACAAAAUCAUACUUAAGAGCAAGAAAUCUAAAAAAUCCCGUUCAAAAAAGAUGAGGGCCUACAUACCAAAGGACACACAGAGAAAAUCCCCUGAAGAUUUGCUUAAUAGCGAGGAGAAAAGUAUCCUAAUAGUAGGAAAACCUGGAAUUGGGAAGACAACAGUUGUUCAACAAAUGUUGCAUCACUGGGCAGAGAGACAUGACCGAAACCUUGACUUCAUGUUUUACUUUGAUGAAAACACACUGUCAAAUACCUCAACUAUAGUUAGCUUAGAGCAUCUUCUGCUUCAGACAGUUUUAAUGUCAAAUCCACAGCUUAAAGAUAAUGUUGAAGAAAUUUUGCACUAUCUUCAAGAAUAUUCUGAAAGAGUCACCAUUAUUUUUGAUGGAAUCAGAGAUUUUCCAGACAAUGCGUUUCUUCUGGGAAUCAUACAACAUGACCUUCUGCCUGAAGCAAAGGUUGUGGCCACAUGCAGGCCUGAAGUAGAGUACGAGUUCUCUGACUGGACAACAUGUAAAGUCUACGUUCACGGAUUCAGUGAAGAGUCAAUUAAUGAUUUUUUUAGGACAAUGUCAGAUAAUGAUCCAGAGAUGGUAGACAGUGUGAUAAACAAUCCUGCACUCUUCAGUCUCUGCCAUGUCCCUAUGUAUGCUUUUAUGGUGGCAGCCUGCAUUUUAAAUGAUACUUCUGAACAAGCACAGAAACAGUGCACAGCUAGUGAGCUGUAUGUACGAAUAUUUUGUCAAUGUCUACAGAGACAUGGAAAAAAUAAAUUGCUGCACUUAGAUGGACACAUUAAAAACUGCAGAGACAUGGUCUUAUCUUUAGCAGAGAGUGCUUUCAAUGCAAUCAAGUUAAAAACUAUCAUCCUGGAGAUUGAUUAUGAUGAGAAAGACAUUGCUGGUGCUUUCUUGAAGACAGUCUCAGUCGUGUCACCAGCACGUGCAAAGACAUUUUGUGCAUUUCCUCACAACACAAUGCAGGAAUUUUUUUCUGCUCUGUGGCUUCUAGAAAAAACAGAAAUACUUGAUAAGGUUCUCCAUCUGUGCCAGAAUGAAGACAGUAAGCACAUGAAACAUGUAAUUCCUUUCCUCUGUGGGCUUCAGUCACACACCAACAUUGAUCAUCUGAAGUGUCUCUUUCCAUUGAACAAGGUCAUGGAAAAUAUUGAUAGCUUCUUUGAGAAGGUCUUAAACACUUUCCUCUGUGAUCAACCAGAUGAUGAAAAAGUUGACGUUGCCUUCAUAUGUCAGUGUCUAUACGAAUAUCAGUCUCCUGAAACCUGCUGCUCAUUUCUAGAGAGAAUAAACUAUUAUCUAGAUUUGAGUGAGGAACGUUUGGGCCCUUACACAUGCUGUGCUGUGUCCUAUGUAAUCAGCCAAUCCAGAAACAAACAGGUUCAUCUUGAUUUGGAGAACGGUGCUGUGUCACUCUCAGGGCUGAAGACAGUUCUCGACCAUUCUCAAUAUCUAAGGGAUUUAUCAGCAACACUAUGUCAGGUGUGGACAAUCGCGUUGAAGUGUGAGGAGCUGAAUUAUCUGAUACAUCUCCUGCAAUUAUGUGGAAAUGAGAUCCACAUCCCAGUGAGCAGUCAGACAGAUGUGCUUAGGCAAGCUGGAAAAAUUAUAACCCAGUAUGCAGAGCAAACAAAUCUCCAUCUACACUGUGAUAAAGACCCACGACAGUUCUCGGAUCUUCUCUUUAGUACAGUGUUCACAUGGCUGCCACACAUCAGCUCUCUCCAGUUUGACUCUAAACAGGGAGAGAAAGAACGAGAAGAGAGAUGUAGAACAUUUCUACUGGAUUUGUGUCUGCAAGCAGCUCUACACCAACCACAUAACAUCCAGGAGACAGUGGAGAAAGUGAUGACAUUUUAUUAUAAUGAACAGAGUGAUUUCCUGCUGGAUCUGUACUCACGUGUGAAGCAGUAUGAGAGUGAAACAGGCAGGAGAGUCCUUCCAGCAUUGCUGCCAGUUUACCAGUCAGGUCCUGCAGUCUGGUCCAUAAAGCUCUCAGAGAGAAAAGUCUCCCUCCUCCUAGAAGUGCUGAAACUCCAAACAGAGAAGAAACCAGUGGAGCUGAGAGACUGCUCAGAUGAAGAGAGUGAAGUGAGGAGUUUCCUUCAGUGUCUGCCCUACAUCUCACACCUCAGGUUUAAACGGUUUGACUCUAAACAGGGAGAGAAAGAACGAGAAAAGAGAUGUAGAACAUUUAAACUGGAUUUGUGUCUGCAAGCAGCUCUACACCAACCACAUAACAUCCUGGAGACAGUGGAGAAAGUGAUGCCAGAUAUUGAAGAUAUUGAAGAUGAAGACAAUUAUUAUGAAGUAAAGAGUGAUUUCCUGCUGGAUCUGUACUCACGUGUGAAGCAGUAUGAGAGUGAAACAGGCAGGAGAGUCCUUCCAGCAUUGCUGCCAGUUUACCAGUCAGGUCCUGCAGUCUGGUCCAUAAAGCUCUCAGAGAGAAAAGUCUCCCUCCUCCUAGAAGUGCUGAAACUCCAAACAGAGAAGAAACCAGUGGAGCUGAGAGACUGGUCAGAUGAAGAGAGUGAAGUGAGGAGUUUCCUUCAGUGUCUGCCCUACAUCUCACACCUCAGGUUUGACUCUAAACAGGGAGAGAAAGAACGAGAAGAGAGAUGUAGAACAUUUCUACUGGAUUUGUGUCUGCAAGCAGCUCUACACCAACCACAUAACAUCCUGCAGACAGUGGAGAAAGUGAUGACAAUUUAUUAUUAUUAUUAUUAUUAUGAAGUAAAGAGUGAUUUCCUGCUGGAUCUGUACUCACGUGUGAAGCAGUAUGAGAGUGAAACAGGCAGGAGAGUCCUUCCAGCAUUGCUGCCAGUUUACCAGUCAGGUCCUGCAGUCUGGUCCAUAAAGCUCUCAGAGAGAAAAGUCUCCCUCCUCCUAGAAGUGCUGAAACUCCAAACAGAGAAGAAACCAGUGGAGCUGAGAGACUGCUCAGAUGAAGAGAGUGAAGUGAGGAGUUUCCUUCAGUGUCUGCCCUACAUCUCACACCUCAGCUUUAAACGGUUUGACUCUAAACAGGGAGAGAAAGAACGAGAAGAGAGAUGUAGAACAUUUCUACUGGAUUUGUGUCUGCAAGCAGCUCUACACCAACCACAUAACAUCCUGCAGACAGUGGAGAAAGUGAUGACAAUUUUUUAUUAUUAUUAUUAUGAACAACAGAGUGAUUUCCUGCUGGAUCUGUACUCACGUGUGAAGCAGUAUGAGAGUGAAACAGGCAGGAGAGUCCUUCCAGCAUUGCUGCCAGUUUACCAGUCAGUUCCUGCAGUCUGGUCCAUAAAGCUCUCAGAGAGAAAAGUCUCCCUCCUCCUAGAAGUGCUGAAACUCCAAACAGAGAAGAAACCAGUGCAGCUGAGAGACUGGUCAGAUGAAGAGAGUGAAGUGAGGAGUUUCCUUCAGUGUCUGCCCUACAUCUCACACCUCAGGUUUAAACGGUUUGAUUCAGACUCUGAAUCCACUGCAUCCAUCCAGUUUUUACUGAAUCUGAGCAUCGCAGCAGUCGACUGUAAAUCAGAUAAAGGAGAGAGUUUUACUGAGCUUCUGGCAUCAGCGUGCAGCUACAACACAUUCCCUUUUGGUGAAGUGUAUAGAUUACAAGAACAACAGAGUGAUUUCCUGCUGGAUCUGUACUCACGUGUGAAGCAGUAUGAGAGUGAAACAGGCAGGAGAGUCCUUCCAGCAUUGCUGCCAGUUUACCAGUCAGGUCCUGCAGUCUGGUACAUAAAGCUCUCAGAGAGAAAAGUCUCCCUCCUCCUAGAAGUGCUGAAACUCCAAACAGAGAAGAAACCAGUGGAGCUGAGAGACUGCUCAGAUGAAGAGAGUGAAGUGAGGAGUUUCCUUCAGUGUCUGCCCUACAUCUCACACCUCAGGUUUAAACGGUUUGAUUCAGACUCUGAAUCCACUGCAUCCAUCCAGUUUUUACUGAAUCUGAGCAUCGCAGCAGUCGACUGUAAAUCAGAUAAAGGAGAGAGUUUUACUGAGCUUCUGGCAUCAGCGUGCAGCUACAACACAUUCCCUUUUGGUGAAGUGUAUAGAUUACAAGAACAACAGAGUGAUUUCCUGCUGGAUCUGUACUCACGUGUGAAGCAGUAUGAGAGUGAAACAGGCAGGAGAGUCCUUCCAGCAUUGCUGCCAGUUUACCAGUCAGGUCCUGCAGUCUGGUCCAUAAAGCUCUCAGAGAGAAAAGUCUCCCUCCUCCUAGAAGUGCUGAAACUCCAAACAGAGAAGAAACCAGUGGAGCUGAGAGACUGGUCAGAUGAAGAGAGUGAAGUGAGGAGUUUCCUUCAGUGUCUGCCCUACAUCUCACACCUCAGGUUUAAACGGUUUGAUUCAGACUCUGAAUCCACUGCAUCCAUCCAGUUUUUACUGAAUCUGAGCAUCGCAGCAGUCGACUGUAAAUCAGAUAAAGGAGAGAGUUUUACUGAGCUUCUGGCAUCAGCGUGCAGCUACAACACAUUCCCUUUUGGUGAAGUGUAUAGAUUACAAGAACAACAGAGUGAUUUCCUGCUGGAUCUGUACUCACGUGUGAAGCAGUAUGAGAGUGAAACAGGCAGGAGAGUCCUUCCAGCAUUGCUGCCAGUUUACCAGUCAGGUCCUGCAGUCUGGUCCAUAAAGCUCUCAGAGAGAAAAGUCUCCCUCCUCCUAGAAGUGCUGAAACUCCAAACAGAGAAGAAACCAGUGGAGCUGAGAGACUGCUCAGAUGAAGAGAGUGAAGUGAGGAGUUUCCUUAAGUGUCUGCCCUACAUCUCACACCUCAGGUUUGAUUCAGACUCUGAAUCCACUGCAUCCAUCCAGUUUUUACUGAAUCUGAGCAUCGCAGCAGUCGACUGUAAAUCAGAUAAAGGAGAGAGUUUUACUGAGCUUCUGGCAUCAGUGUGCAGCUACAACACAUUCCCUUUUGAUGAAGAGUUUGAUGAAUUCCAAGAACAACAGAGAGAUUUCCUGCUGGAUCUGUACUCACGUGUGAAGCAGUAUGAGAGUGAAACAGGCAGGAGAGUCCUUCCAGCAUUGCUGCCAGUUUACCAGUCAGUUCCUGCAGUCUGGUCCAUAAAGCUCUCAGAGAGAAAAGUCUCCCUCCUCCUAGAAGUGCUGAAACUCCAAACAGAGAAGAAACCAGUGGAGCUGAGAGACUGCUCAGAUGAAGAGAGUGAAGUGAGGAGUUUCCUUCAGUGUCUGCCCUACAUCUCCGAGCUCAGAUGUGGGGAAAAUAUAAUUCCACGUUUAAGUAAAGCAGUUGUUGACUGCACAGAAGAUACAGAGUUGGUGAGAGCUUUCUUUGCUGCCGUGGACUUCAUCUUCAUUAUAGACUGGGUUUUAACCACUCGUGAGUGCAGGGCUGUGAGGAAAGUGCUACGUCUCUCAGACUCCAAACUCAAACUCACUCUGAAACCCCGAGCCAUCUCUCUCCGAGGGGCCAGACUGCUCUUCAGACACAUCACACACCUACAGAAACUCUGCCUGAGUGACCGUGUGGUAGGGAGGAUGGUCCGAGCAUUUGGAGCAGUGAGAGCUGGUGGCUCGUUGGUCAUUGAGGAGCUCUGUCUGAGUCUUAACAGCAUAAACCCAAAGAAAGAGAUCUUCACAUUUCUGAGCAGUUUGUCUUCUCUCCUGAACAUCUGGACUGUUCACUGUGUGAAUCUCACUGAGUGCAGGAUGGAGGCUCACUCUCUCAUCAGCCUCAUGUGUCAUCCUGGGAAUUUAAAGAUCAGAUUAUCGAAAGAGACUCUCCAGCAGUUUACCAGUCUGCUGUGUGAGGUGCAGGAUGGGGAACUGACCCGCUUUUUCCUGGAGAAGGUGGGAGGAGACCUGACUUCCUGUUCUCUCAGUUGGGAGGAGCUUAUCCAUUUUCUCCAGCAGCGAGUUUGCCGCAUUAGUGCAAACAUCAGAAAGAGCAAAAUCACAUAUAAUCACAUCAGACAGAUUCUUCCUCUACUGUCUGAAAUUCAGUUUAAACGAUUGAACCCCAGUGUUGUGCUGUCAAUCAUCAGAGAGAUCUAUGAGACUGGCUCUGCUCACUGUGUGUCCAGUCUGUUGAGAUCAACACACAGCUGUAUCAACCUGAACAAUACAGAGCUGGACUCUUACCACUGUACUGCCCUGUGCUUCACCCUCCAACACUGUACUUCUGUCUCUCUGAGCCUGCUGUGGACCUCCAUACCAGAGGGGGAGCUGGUGAAGAUUCUGUCUCUGUUCAACGGAGUUUCUCAGCUCAGUGUUGACAGGGUCCUGUUGCUGAAGUUGCUCCACUGCUGCAGUAUCUCUGAGCUUCAGCAGGGGGCAGCAGCAGCAGUUUUCUCUGCUCUGCAGAACAGACUGGACUUCUCUUGUAGCACUGGUUUGGAUCUGAGCACAGAAACACAGGAUAACACUCUGCAUCUGACCACUGAGGACUGCAGAGACAUCAGCACUGCUAUUCAGCAAUCUCUCCAACUUACAGAGCUCAAUCUAAAGGACUGUGAGAUGGAGGACACUGGAGUGGACAUGUUCUUCCUCAUUCUACAUACUGUGAAACUGCGCUGUAGUAAAACUUUGUUGCUCCGGUUCCUGGCUCGUCUCCAGGUGGUGAAUGAGUUAGACUGUGUGAGGCAUGCUAUGUACCUCUCCCAGGCAUUGGAUGGAGAGAUGGACCUCAGUAAGACCCCUCUGGACCUCCCUGCCUGUAGAUCACUCGCGUUGUUUCUGGAAUUUUCUGAAGGUCUGUCAGAACUGGACCUCAGCCACUGCCAACUCGCUGAUCACAGCCUGGAGGUGCUGUUCCCACACCUGCAUAAAGCAGCUGUCCUGGACCUCAGUCACAAUGGCAUAGACGACUGUUUAGCAGGAAGAAUCUACACAGUUGUUUCCACUAGCAGCAACAUACAGACAGUUCGACUCUUCAACAACAGAAUUACUGAUAUCGAGCCUUUCCGAAAAGACAAGCGUUUCGAGGUCUGGUGAUGAGUGUGGACCAGUGUCCUGUUUUCACACUUCUCCCUAAACACUACAAGGAGUAAAGAAUGAAGCAUAGAGUCCUCAUUAUUUUAUCCUUGUUAUUCUAUUAUCUUAAUUCUAUUUUUUCUUAUUAUUUAAUUAUUGAUUCUGCUGUAACCUUUGUGUGUCCAAUUAUUUUAAAAUUUCAUGGCUUGUUAACAUGAUAUGUUAAAUGUCUAUUUUAUUUUUAUGUUAGUAUUUGAAAUUAUGUUUUGGGUAGGGACUGGAAGGAAAGGAAAAGUGUAUGUUAAUAAUAAUUACCCCCCCCCCCCCCCCAGAAUGUUAAUGGUAUUUUACAACAUUAAACAUGGAGUUGGGCCAAUACUGGACUCUUAAGUGUUUCUUAAUCUAAUGGUAUAAAUAUACAUUCAGUCCAUUGGGAAAAAUUCAUAUGCAAGACUAGCACUGCAUACAACAGCUCCAAUAAUUUCCUACAAAGAAAGCAUUGUUAUUUGAAAACUUAGAACCUACUUCCUGCAGAAGUCAGAUCACCUGUAGAGAAAAUUAUAUGCAUUUUAAGAUCAGAUGAUAUGGAGAGGAGGGGACACUAAUCAUGCACAACGUGUUUAUUUUAAAAUUGUAUAUGCUGCAUUUCAACAUUCUUAAAAACGCCAAGUAAGCAACACAUGCGGUUGUGUCAUUCUGCAAAAUCAGUUUAGCAUGAAAGGAAAGUGAUGAAGAGCAUGGGGCGUGCUUUAUGAACCUUUUGCUCAUGAAUCCUUAAAGAGAUAAUGAGGAUAAAGAGCUCAUGAGUGAAGGGAACAUACCAUGUGCCAGAUAAUGGUAGCUAAUAAUGAGCGCCUCCUCUCAGACAGGACCCACUCUUAUCAGGCACCUAUUAAUAAACCCAUAACUCUGUUUGUGUAAUAAUAGUGUAUUGUUUACCUCCUGAUCACAUCUUUAUUACACUGUUUUACACUCUUCCUCGCAGUGUAUGUCAUAUCCUGAGCAGGUAUGCAUGCAUGGGUUAUAGUAACUCUUUAGAAAACCGAUGGCUACUCACUGAGAAAACUUAUGUAAUAAUCCAAUUAUAUGGCACUGUAAGAACUCCUCACUGGACUGCAAUGCCCUCCUGAUUGGCAGAGGGUGACUCUCUCCAUACUCAUACUGAACUCUGCUACUCAUUAGGCCUGACUUGUUACACCUGGGUUUUUACCCCCUAUUUAAACAGCCUUGAACUAAGUCUCAUUGUUCACUCUUGAGCCAAUGUUACCUAUUGCCUGCUCCAAGCUAAGUCUGUGUAGUUCAUGGUUUUUGGGCCCUUGUGUCUGUUUGAUUUUCUUUUUUUCCUUUACUGUUGCUCUUUUUGUUAGUAAAGACUCUGUUGUGGAUUAUCUCUACCUCCUUACCUCGGAUUCAUUACUCAGUGACCUUGUACAUGAGAGACCCGGGUUUGACUCCCACCUAAGGAAGCCUCUUACAGGCACAAGGCAUGAGAAGGGGAGGAGUAUCUGUAUAAAGCUGGUGUAUUUCCCACAUGAUUUAGCAAUUAAUUUGCCCCACACGUUGAAGUCUCUUCAAUGGUGUCAGGAAGCCUUGGAUAAGCAGUGAACCCUACUAACCCCAAAAGCCAGUGGGCUAAAGGACUUUGUAACAAAUAACCACCUGGGUAAUGCCUGACAUACAAUUGUAUGCAAAGGUUUAGAUACCUCUGGCCAAAUUACAUAUUUUAUUGAUUUUUGAAAUUGACUGUUGACAACCACUGGAGCAAAUUAUUAAAAAAAAUAUAUUCCUGCAGUAAAUGGUUAAUGCAUAGCUACAUUAAAUUUGAUGAAUUACAAUCUAAACAUAAAUAAUAAUUGUGAUAUGC